GUCUGUGCGUCGCGUUUGUAGACGCGUGAGUAUUGCGCAGACGUGGCGAACGUCAACACAUUUGUUCACAUGACGUGUUCACCGAAACGAUGGACAUUCGUCUCGUGCUUUUCGUCUUCGCUUUGGUCUACUUUUCGGUGAUUUCGGUCGCGUUUUCGGCGCCCGUGGACCCCAAGAAGGAGGCUGUGGUGGGAGGAGGUGUGGGGGGCGACGGAGAGCACGCGGCGGACGACCAGAAGAUUCGCUCCGAAAUCGACGAUUUGGUAGGUCUGGAAUACGGCCGAUAUUUGCAACAAGUCGUGGAAGCGCUCGAGGAGGACAAGGAGUUCGCCAAGAAGUUGGAGAACGUGUCGCAGGACGAGAUCAAAAACGGCGCGAUUGCGAGAGAAUUGGAUUUCGUUUCGCAUUCCGUUCGCAACAAAUUGGAUGAAUUGAAGCGAAUAGAGAUCGAGAGGUUGCGGUCUUUGGCGCGCAAAGAGAAGGCGUUGGAGGAGGCGGGCGCUGGGGGUGGAGACGCCGAGCACGUGGAUCACGGGAAUCCCCAUUCGUUCGAAGCGCAAGACUUGCAGAAACUGAUAGUUUCGGCGACAAAGGAUUUGGAAGCGUUGGACGCGAAGAGACGGCAGGACUUCAAGGAAUACGAAAUGGAAAAGGAUUUGCGAUAUCAGGAGGCGUUGCAUAACAUGACGGCAGAGGAGAGGGCGGCGACGGAGCGCAAGAAGGCGGAGAUGGAGGCGAAGCACAAGGAGCACCCGCGGGUCCACCAUCCGGGCUCGAAGAAGCAGUUGGAACAGGUGUGGGAACAACAGGACCAUAUGCCGCGCGAAGAGUUCAAUCCGAAGAUCUUCUUUACUAUGCAUGACGUGAAUGGCGACGGAUUUCUGGAUCCGCAGGAAGUGGAAGCGAUUCUGUCGGUGGAGAUCCGGAAGAUGUAUUCGGAGAAGAACGCGGAGGACGACCCGAACGAGAUGCAGGAGGAGUACCACCGGAUGCGCGAACACAUCUACAAGGAGGCCGACGUGAAUCGGGACGGCCUCAUCUCGAAGAAGGAGUUCCUGGAGUUCACGUCGCGAAUGGAGUUCGAGAGGGACGACGGCUGGAAGGGUUUGGACGAAACGCGCGUUUAUUCGGACGACGAGUUGCGACAAUACGAGCGACAGCGACAACAACAGCAACAGCAGGGACGACACCAUCAACAACAGAUGGCCGACCAGUACGGCGCGUACCAACAAUACGAACCGCAGUAUUAUCCGCAGGGCUAUCAUUACCCGCAACAGGGCUUCCAACAGAUGGCGCCAGAAGUGAGUGCAGAGGAGCGAAGAAGUCAUUUCGCUCAACAGCAACAAUACGGCCAACAAUACGGGCACCCAAUGGCGGGACAGCAUCCGAUGGGCGGUCAGCCAAUGGGAGGCCAACACCAACAGCCAAUGGGUGGUCAGCAGGCGAUCGGUCAUCAGCCAAUGGGAGGCCACCAACAGCCGAUCGGUCAGCCAAUGGCGGGACAACACCAACAGCCAAUGGGCGGUCAGCAAAUGGGAGGCCAUCAACAGCCGAUCGGUCAGCCAAUGGGAGGACAACACCCAAUGGCGGGACAGCAACAACCAAUGGGCGGUCAGCAGCACUUGCAGCAGCCGAACCCUCAACUGCACGCUCAACAGCAGCAACAGAUCCAACACCAGUUCCAACAACAACAGCAACAGGCGCUGCACGCGGCGGCGCAACAGCAGCAGUACGGCGGACAACCGCAACAAGUCGUCCAUCAGCAACCACAGGCGCCAGUUGUCCAGAACCAGCAGUUCCAACCGAUGUCACAACAACCCCCCCAACAGGGGGGCCCUCCUUCACCGCAAUCUCAUUCCAAUCACUAAUCGUGUUAAUAAAGAGUAUUUUCAGAGAUUUUAUUACAAAA
Messenger RNA from Oppiella nova, 1909 nucleotides. The record is from the annotation of a GenBank genome assembly. Lineage: Eukaryota; Metazoa; Arthropoda; Arachnida; Sarcoptiformes; Oppiidae.